This is a messenger RNA of Cervus elaphus (red deer), 1713 nucleotides long. It is a transcript of the gene NGB, whose product is annotated as neuroglobin. The transcript has 4 exons. Lineage: Eukaryota; Metazoa; Chordata; Mammalia; Artiodactyla; Cervidae. The coding region runs from base 43 to 498 and encodes 151 amino acids. The record is from RefSeq and is a predicted model, not a curated record. Gene Ontology annotation, molecular function: oxygen binding; heme binding.
UCCGAGGGUCCCAGCCCUGCGCCCCGCGUCCCCGGGGCGAGCAUGGAGCGCCCGGAGCCCGAGCUGAUCCGGCAGAGCUGGCGGGCGGUGAGCCGCAGCCCGCUGGAGCAUGGCACCGUCCUGUUCGCCAGGCUAUUUGACCUGGAGCCAGGCCUGCUGCCCCUCUUCCAGUACCACUGCCGCCAGUUCUCCAGCCCCGAGGACUGCCUGUCUUCUCCCGAGUUCCUGGACCACAUCAGGAAGGUGAUGCUGGUGAUCGAUGCUGCGGUGACCAACGUGGAGGACCUGUCCUCCCUGGAGGAGUACCUGGCCAGCUUGGGCCGGAAGCACCGGGCAGUGGGCGUGAAGCUCAGCUCCUUCUCGACGGUGGGUGAAUCCCUGCUCUACAUGCUGGAGAAGUGCCUGGGCCCUGCCUUCACACCCGCCACGCGGGCUGCCUGGAGCCAGCUCUACGGGGCCGUGGUGCAGGCCAUGAGUCGGGGCUGGGAUGGCGAGUAAGAGGCGGCGCUGCCCAGCGGUUUCCACCUGGUGGCCCCGCGCCUGUCUGUGUCUGUCUGUUGGUCUGUGUCCAUCGUAGCCCAGGCUCCCCUAGGCCUGCCUCGUGGUCCUUGUCCCCUUGGCCAUGCCAGGGAGGUGAUGAAGCAGGGCUGGGCCUCAGUCCCACUCACCCCCAACCGCAGGUGGGUGGCUUUUCCUUUCCCAUUUCCUAGAGUUUCCCCUAGCUUCUUCUCUGCUGGCCCAGCCUUCCCCUCUGGCCUCCCCACCCCCUCCUCCAGGAGGAGAGGUGGCAUGGGGCCUGGCAUGGAGGGAGACACGGGGCUUUGAGGGGUGGGCGCUCCCAUCCUCCUCCAUGCCCGAGUGAGCCUGGGCUGAGGGGGGCAGUGGGCUGGCUGAGCUUCGAGCACCUUCCCAGCUCGCCUGCCUUCCGCGCGUUUCUCUCCCAGCAGUGUGUUCGCUUUGCACAAGGAGAGGUGUGGGACAGCUCCGGCCUUCAUGGCGGCAUCCCAGGCAGCCGGAGCAGGUGGUUCGGAGACUGGCUGGCUCUGUGAUGGGGCCCCUCUGGGUCUCAGAGGGGGGCAACCUCUCAGAUGCCCCCCGACAGAGUAAUUUUUCUUUUCUCGUGUCAGGUGGGAACUCCCCUGUAACUCUAGGAAGCAGCUAUCCAGCCAGGGUGGGCGGGCUGGGGAAGGGCCAGGAAGCUGGGGACUUCCUUUCCGAGAGACCCAAGCCUCUUCUGCAGCCCUGACUCCUGCAGAGCCUGAGGCUUAUCCCCCGUCCCCCGAUCCUUUCUGCCUCUGCACACACCGACGGAGGGUCCAGAGCACCCAUAUUUAAUACCUGCUGUGUGCCUGUACCUGGGCUUCCCAGGCGGCGCUAGUGGUAAAGAGCCUGCCUGCCAAUGCAGGAGACGUAAGAGAUGAGGGCUUGACCCCUGGGUCAGGAAGAUCCACUGGAGGAGGGCGUGGCAGCCCACUCCAGUAUUUUUCCCUGGAGAAUCCCAUGGACAGAGGAGCCUGACAGGUUAGAGUCCAAAGGAUCUCGAAGAGUCAGACACGACUGAAGUGACAGCACGCACGUGUGCCUGUACUUAGCAGGGUUGAUAGAAAACAGCAGAAACCCUUCCCACGCUCUGAACUAUCUCCACUUUUAUCUUUUGCUGCGUGCCGUGGUGGUUGUAUAAACUCACAAGAAAUAAACCUGUUCUGUGUGCCU